Cheilinus undulatus (humphead wrasse) is the source of this 3739-nucleotide messenger RNA. RefSeq names its product metabotropic glutamate receptor 1-like. Gene Ontology annotation, cellular component: postsynaptic density membrane. The coding region runs from base 212 to 3739 and encodes 1175 amino acids. The record is from RefSeq and is a predicted model, not a curated record. Lineage: Eukaryota; Metazoa; Chordata; Actinopteri; Labriformes; Labridae. The transcript is spliced from 9 exons. Gene Ontology annotation, molecular function: G protein-coupled receptor activity involved in regulation of postsynaptic membrane potential; adenylate cyclase inhibiting G protein-coupled glutamate receptor activity. Gene Ontology annotation, biological process: regulation of synaptic transmission, glutamatergic; G protein-coupled glutamate receptor signaling pathway.
GUCAGUCCCACAGUGUUUUUCUCGGCUGAAGACAGUCCAGCCCGGUUGCUUCAGGAGGGACUCAGACUCGACAUGUCCCGAAUUGUCUGCUGCAGGUUGACGACACUGAAGCAGAAGCAGAUGAGUUAACUGCCAUUUUAUCCAAAGGUGGAUUGAUGGACCUCAAUUAUGGCAAAGUGGACAUGAUUCUGCAAUCACCACCAGCAGCACGAUGUCCAAUAUGAUCACCCUGACUGCUGUCAGCAUCCUCUACUUGCCUGUUUUGCUGUUUGAAGCAUUCGUGUUAUCUAAAGGCAAGUAUGAGCGGUCAGUGGUGCCCAGCUCUGCCUCUCGUCUGGUGGCCAGGAUGGACGGGGAUAUCAUAAUCGGAGCUCUCUUCUCUGUUCACCACCAACCGUCAGCCGAGAAGGUGGCAGAGAGGAAAUGUGGAGAAGUGCGAGAGCAGUACGGUAUCCAGCGAGUGGAGGCCAUGUUCCACACCCUGGAUCGGAUUAACUCCGACCCAAACCUGUUACCCAACAUCACCUUGGGCUGUGAGAUCAGGGACUCCUGCUGGCACUCGUCUGUGGCUCUGGAGCAAAGCAUUGAGUUCAUACGAGACUCGCUCAUCUCCAUCCGGGAGGACAGGGACGGAUCCAGGUGGUGCAUCGAGGGGACCCCUUCUAGUCAACCACCCCCCACCAAGAAGCCCAUCGUUGGGGUUAUUGGACCCGGAUCGAGCUCGGUUGCGAUUCAGGUUCAGAAUCUUUUACAGCUGUUCAACAUCCCACAGAUCGCCUACUCUGCCACCAGCAUUGACCUCAGUGACAAGACAUUAUUCAAGUACUUCCUGCGCGUGGUGCCCUCUGACACUCUGCAGGCCCGGGCCCUGCUGGACAUCGUCAAACGGUACAACUGGACCUAUGUGUCUGCAGUGCACACAGAGGGUAACUACGGCGAGAGCGGUAUGGAGGUCUUCAAAGAGCUUGCCUCCCAGGACGGCCUUUGCAUCGCCCACUCUGACAAGAUCUACAGCAACGCAGGCGAGAAGCACUUUGACAGGCUGCUGAGGAAGCUGCGCGAGCGUCUGCCCAAAGCUCGAGUGGUGGUGUGUUUCUGUGAGGGGAUGACGGUGCGAGGGCUGCUCAUGGCCAUGAGGCGGCUCGGAGUUGCCGAAGAGUUCCUCCUAAUUGGCAGUGACGGCUGGGCAGACCGAGUGGAGGUGGUGGAGGGUUACGAGCAAGAGGCGGUGGGCGGCAUCACUGUGAAGCUGCAGUCUGAGGAGGUGUCCUCAUUCGACGACUACUUCCUCAGACUCAAACUCAGCACCAACACCCGCAACCCCUGGUUCCCCGAGUUCUGGCAGUACCGCUUUCAGUGCCGCCUCCCUGGACACCCACAGGAGAACAUGAAUUAUGCACGAAACUGCUCAGGUUAUGAAAGUCUGGAGGACAACUACGUUCAAGACAGCAAGAUGGGCUUUGUUAUCAACGCCAUCUACGCCAUGGCCCACGGCCUGCACGACAUGCACACUCACCUCUGCCCCGAUCAUGUGGGUCUCUGUGAGAACAUGAAGCCUGUGGACGGCAGCCACCUGCUGGACUUCCUUCUCAAGACGACCUUCACGGGGGUUUCAGGAGAGGACAUUUGGUUUGACGAGAAUGGGGACUCACCUGGGAGGUAUGAGAUCAUGAACUUCCAGCGUGUGGAGCCGGGUGUUUAUGACUACAUUAACAUCGGUUCCUGGCAUGAGGGUGUCCUCAGUCUGGAUGAUGAAAUGAUGCAGAUGAAUCGCAGCGACAUGGUCCGCUCAGUCUGCAGCGAGCCUUGCUCCAAAGGAGAGAUCAAGGUGAUCAGAAAGGGAGAAGUGAGCUGCUGCUGGAUCUGCACUGCCUGUAAGGACAACGAGUACGUCCAGGAUGAGUUCACAUGUAAGGCCUGUGAGCUGGGCUGGUGGCCGGAUGAAGAGCUGGAAGGUUGUGAACCAAUCCCCCUGCGCUACCUGGAGUGGAGCAACCCAGAGUCCAUCAUCCAGGUGGUGUUCGCCUGCCUGGGCAUCCUGGUCACAUCAUUCGUCACCUUCAUCUUCGUCUUAUAUCGUGACACGCCAGUGGUCAAGUCUUCCAGCCGGGAGCUCUGCUACAUCAUCCUGGCUGGGAUCUUCCUGGGCUACCUGUGUCCUUUCACCCUCAUCGCCCGUCCCACCGUGGCCUCCUGCUACCUCCAGAGGCUGCUUGUUGGACUCUCGGCUGCCAUGUGCUACUCCGCCCUGGUCACCAAAACCAACCGCAUCGCCCGUAUUCUGGCUGGCAGCAAGAAGAAGAUUUGCACUAGGAAACCGAGGUUCAUGAGCGCUUGGGCUCAGGUGGUCAUAGCCUUCAUCCUCAUCAGCGUCCAGCUCACCUUGGAGAUCACCCUCAUCAUCAUGGAGCCUCCUGAGCCCAUCAAGUCCUACCCCAGCAUCAGAGAAGUCUUCCUCAUCUGCAAUACCAGUAACAUGGGUGUUGUAGCACCUCUGGGCUACAACGGCUUGCUUAUCAUGAGCUGCACUUAUUAUGCCUUCAAGACCCGCAACGUUCCUGCAAAUUUCAACGAAGCCAAAUACAUCGCCUUCACCAUGUACACCACCUGCAUCAUCUGGCUGGCGUUUGUGCCUAUCUACUUUGGAAGCAACUACAAGAUCAUCACCACAUCCUUCUCCGUGAGCCUCAGUGUGACUGUAGCUUUGGGCUGUAUGUUUACGCCAAAGAUGUACAUCAUCAUCUGCAAACCAGAGAGAAAUGUGCGCAGCGCCUUCACCACAUCCGAUGCAGUGCGGAUGCACGUCGGUGACGGCAAGAUAGCCUGCAGAAGCAACAGCCUGCUCAACAUGUUCAAGAGGAAGAAGAACACUGGAAAUGGCAGUUCUAAUGGAAAGUCUGUGUCAUGGUCUGAACCAGGUGCAAGACAUCCUCCCAAAGGGGAUCACAUGUGGCACAGACUGUCAGUGCAUGUGAAGAGACAGGAAGCAGGUUCCAAUCAGAUGGCUGUCAUCAAACCCUUAACUAAUACCUACCAAAACAGAGGCCUGGAGUUCUCAGACCUCAGCACUAAGACUUUAUACAACGUGGCGGAAGAGGACGAGGGUGAUCCCAUCAGAUACAAUCCCCCCGUCACUCCCCCUAUGAUGGCACACGGGCAGAGUCCUGCCUGUGGGCUUACAAAAGACCCAGAGCAGGAGAUGGAGCUGUACACAUCUGAGCAUCUGCAGCCUCUUAGCAUUAUCCCCCAACACGUCGUCAUGGACCACCUGCAGGAGGAGAGGCUGGUUGAUAAAUUCAGCAGUGACAUCUCUGAGCUCAAUGAUAUGAUUAGCAUGCCUGAGCCUGUUAGCGGCGGCAGGCCGGUUUACCACCAAGCCCACCUCAUCCAGCAGGAACCCAUCCUGCCUAUGCAUCUAGACCCGUUCGAGGAGGAGCCCACCUCCCCUCUGGAGGAGGAGGAGGAGCAAGAGGUGGAGAAUGAGCAGUUUGGCCUUCUCCAAGGCUACAUGUACAACAAUGCUCAGAUCCAUGAUGAGGAGGACUUAGUCGAGAUUAAACAAGCAAUGGACGACUCUCUGGCCUUGAUGCCUCCCUCUCCUUUCCGAGAUUGCGCUGCUCCCCCGGUGAGCCCCUUCCCAAACUCACCAGUGUCUGAGUCAAUUUUGUGCAGUCCUCCAAAUGUGACGUACGCCGCUGUCAUCCUCAGAGACCUAAAACAAAGCUCCUCUACUCUGUGA